CAGCUUCCGGGGUAAACGGAAAACAGCAGAACAGGAGGAAGGAGUGUGCAGGACGCUAAUAAAUCAGUCUUAUUGUUUGUUAUCCAGUUUAUAAUAUUUACGGCGUAUAAAAUACAUAUUUGAUUCUUUAUUUAAGGAUAAAGUGGUCUCAAUGCGCUAGAAGCACUGUGCCGCUUCUCGUGCUAUCUUUGCUUGUUAGUUAGCUUAGCUGGCUAGUUAGCUUAGCUUGUUAGCUGCUAACAGAAGACACAGAAGUUAUCAACACAUCGCUAAGUAGAGAUCAAGUGUGAGAGUAAAGUGUUGUGAUUGUGUGAAAAUGUGCGAAAGAAGGAUAGCAAAGUAUGAGGAGGAACUUUGUCCAACAAAAGAGGAGAAGGAGCGACAACAUCAACUACUGGACGCUGUUUUCAAGAAACAUCAAGUUGUGUUACACAGAACAGACAUCGAUGAAGAACAUCUUCCUCAUGAGCAGGAGGAUGAACCACAGUACCCCCACAUACACGAGGAAGAAAAGGUACCACAUUCCCAACACAUCAAAGAAGGAGGAGAGGAGUCAAAGCCCACCCACAUUAAAGAGGAAGACGAGACGCCACACACCCAUAAUGUUAAACUGACCUUUCACAUUGAAGGGCUAGCGGAGGACCCACUCAUCUUACACAUCAAAAAGGAAGAGGAGGACCUACUGACCCCUUACUUUAAGGGGCAAAAGAACCAGCUGACCCCUCACAUUAAAAGGAAAGAGGAAGAAGAGGACCAAGAGCCGCCACACAUUAAAGAGGAAGAGGAGGAAGAGGGCAUCAGUCAGCCUAAAUGGUUGGAGGAGUUCCCAGUGACUGGUGUCCCUGUGAAGAGUGAAGAUGAUGAGGUGAAAGGUGAAAGUGAGGAGAGGGGAGGGGGGGAGCCUCCAAGCAGCAGCUCAACACAACACAUGACAACAGAAGCUGAUGGAGACCACUGUGGAGGAUCACAAGCAGACAAGCUCUUAGCUCCACUAUCAGAUAGUGAGGACACAACGUCACACUCUCCUGACACUGAUGAUGAAGACUCUAAAGAUGAUAAGACAUGUCACACUGACAACAUUCACUUCACAUCUUCUCACUAUCACAAAACCUUUAAAUACUAUAGUCUUCUGAAAAGACACAUGAGAACACACACUGGAGAAAAACCUUUUUCUUGUUCACUCUGUGGUAAAGGUUUUACACAAAGUAUCCAUUUGAAAAGACACAUGAGAACACACACUGGGGAAAAAACUUUUUCUUGUUCACUCUGUAGUAAAGGUUUUACACAAAGUAUCCAUUUGAAAAGACACAUGAGAACACACACUGGGGAAAAAACUUUUUCUUGUUCACUCUGUAGUAAAGGUUUUACACAAAGUAUCCAUUUGAAAAUACACAUGAGAACACACACUGGUGAAAAACAUUUUUCCUGUUUAAUCUGUGGUAAAGGUUUUACAGAAAGUCAGAGUUUGAAAGUACACAUGAGAAGACACACUGGUGAAAAACCUUUUGUCUGUUCAAUCUGUGGUAAAGGUUUUACUAGCAGUCAAUGUUUGAAAAGACACACAAGAACACACACUGGUGAAAAACCUUUUCCCUGUUCAAUUUGUGGUAAAAGUUUUAGAGAAAGUCGCAAUUUGAAAGUACACACGAGAACACACGCUGGUGAAAAACCUUUUCCCUGUUCAAUUUGUGGUAAAAGUUUUAUAGAAAGUCAGAAUUUGAAAAGACACAUGAGAAGACACACUGGUGAAAAACCUUUUUCCUGUUCAACCUGUGGUAAAGGUUUUACACAAAGUCACGAUUUGAAAGUACACAUGAGAACACACACUGGUGAAAAACCUGUUUCUUGUUCAACCUGUGGUAAAGGUUUUACUGCAAGUCAGAAUAUGAAAAGACACAUGAGAACACACACUGGUGAAAAAUCACAUUCCUGUUCAAUCUGCAACAGAAGCUUUGGUGACCGAUCAACCCUUGUAAGACACAUGAGAAGACACCCAGGAGAGAAAGUGUUGAGUUGCAGUGUGUGUGGUGAAAGAUUGUCUUCUAAGUACCAGUGUAAGAAACACAAGUGUGCUGGUGAGAACAGCAGCAGCAAAUGAAACUGCAGGAUUUGAAAUAAACUGUCCAGACUUUCAUUUUGACUUUCUAACAACAUCAGCACAUAUAACAUGUGUGACAUUGUUGUUUGUCUAACAAUCUGUUUAAUAUGAUUCUACAUUUAUAGAUUAGAUAUUUUAUAUUAGUGCUUUUUUCAGUCGAGCACAUACAUUAAUAUGCAAUAUUGUGUACUUUUAUUAAAAAAUGGACAGAACAAUUUAAGUAAAAAGGUGGGAGUAAACAGUACGGGAAAUAUUUUACAUGCAAUAAACAUUUUAUGUGUGUGUGUGUAUAUAUCUAUAUAUGUAUUCUGUAUAGUCAACAUAUAAUUUUAGACUUAUUCAUAUGAAAUAUGAAAUUAUUACAUAUUUGUAUUUCUAAUUGUUAAUAAUCCCAUAGAUUAUCACCUUUAUAUGAUAUACAUAUGUACUGGUUCACAUCUGAAACAUCUUCUGGACCACUUCAGGAAGCAUAUUAUUAUUUACUUUAUACAUCAUUUAAACAAUACAAUUUUAAAAUGUGUGACUUUUUGAAUCAUCUGUUGGGUCUCUUUAAUCUAUUUUAUUCAUUAUAUUUUUUACUCUGUAUUAUGAUGAUUGUGUUGUGAUUGUUAUAUAUGUAUGUCCCCAGACCUUUAUGCAAUAUAAAAGUGAGAGAAAAUGGCAGAUUUAUUCGUGGAAGGAUGGCUAAGUUUUUACAUUUGUGGAUACAUCAAAUAAAUCAAGUAUUGUGUUUUAAAUAUUUUUUAGGUUUUUUGUUUUAUUUUAACAUCCCCAAAACAACAUCAAUAUCAGUCAAAGUUUGGAGUGUCAGGCAAAAGCCAAUAUUGUACAUCAUCCCACUUUGCAUACAUUCAUAAAAUAAACUGUUUAUUUUGUUUCCCUAUCACAAAAAUGAACAAGUGUUGUCUUCAAUUGC
This is a messenger RNA of Nerophis ophidion (straightnose pipefish), 3014 nucleotides long. Its product is annotated as gastrula zinc finger protein XlCGF57.1-like. Gene Ontology annotation, biological process: regulation of transcription by RNA polymerase II. The record is from RefSeq and is a predicted model, not a curated record. The transcript has 2 exons. The coding region runs from base 317 to 2098 and encodes 593 amino acids. Gene Ontology annotation, molecular function: DNA-binding transcription factor activity, RNA polymerase II-specific; RNA polymerase II transcription regulatory region sequence-specific DNA binding. Gene Ontology annotation, cellular component: nucleus. NCBI's taxonomy places the organism in Eukaryota, Metazoa, Chordata, Actinopteri, Syngnathiformes, Syngnathidae.